Messenger RNA from Gryllus bimaculatus (two-spotted cricket), 2443 nucleotides. Lineage: Eukaryota; Metazoa; Arthropoda; Insecta; Orthoptera; Gryllidae. The record is from the annotation of a GenBank genome assembly.
GAAGGUUGGCAGCAAGAUGUGUCAGUGAUCUCCGUCUGCGAGUUAAGCGGAGGUCUAUUUGAGGCGAAUUGAGGUGUGCGAAUUGUGGUCGAUUGAUUUUCCAGUGUUUUAUAGGGCGGUUGGCCCAUAAACGAGGUUUCAAAGCGUAAUUUAUUCUCUUGCUAGCAAGCAGUCACGUCUGAGUUCGUGUGAUUAUUUUUUUCACCCAUUUACAUCAGAAUGGGUGAACAUGGCAAUACUUGUCAAAAAAUGACAGUGCCCGAGGCCCAGGAAGAAUUUCUGAGUAUAUUGCGACGCAUGAACGAUGAAGAAAAUCUGAAGAAACUACUCAGUUGGAUUCAUUGGAAUUGGUUGAACUCCUGCACACCUCCUUCGAAGAAAAGAGAACUUCCCGAUGAUGUGCUGAGUGCUAUUGCGGAUGAUAUACGAAGUGAAUUACCUCCAGAUGCAAUUUUGCCUUCGGAAACAAUUGUCACAUCAACGGUUGGGCCAAAUUCAGAUUGUGAUCCCAAUCACUCAAUUCAUGUGGAUGCAUUUCUUUAUGAUGAUGAAAUGGUAGAUAAACUCUGUGAUGAGGGACAAAUUCCAAGGAGCUAUUGUUUGCAAUGUGGUUCACGUAAAACUAAACCUCUAAUUGUUCUGGAUAUUGGGUCAAGACUUGGUGGCAUUUUAUAUGGGGCUUUCCUGUACACUAGAGCUGCUAAGAUAGUUGGUAUUGAAAUGAAUAGUGAUUUCUGCAAGUUGCAGAGAGAAGUUAUCAAGAAAUAUAACUUCCAGGAUAGAAUAGAAAUCAUUGAGGACAAUGUAAUAAACCGACCAGAUGUUGUUCAAGCAGCUGAUGUAAUUAUUAUGAACAAUGUGUUUGAGUUUUUUAUGGACUUGGAUCAUCAAGUUAUGAUGUGGAGUUUCCUUCAGCAGACUAUUCGAAAAGGCACUUUACUUGUGACAGUGCCUCCCCUUGAAGAGACUUUUGCGGAUCUACCUGUUAACAUCAACUUGGCGGCAUGGGUCCAAGAAAUGCCACCCUUUAACGACGAUGCACCUAAUAUUACAAACCUUUCCUCGGAAUUGUCAGCUGUUAAGAAGUAUCAAGUUUUGUAAUGGUUAAAUGUACUUGGUUCCUGCAAUAAAAUUUAAGUCAAUUGAUAGUCUUUUAUCUCUUUUUGACUUUAAUUUUUGUUGGUUUCCAGAAGCUCAUAAGGAUCUCCAAAUAUUGUAUUGUGAAAGCACUGAUUAAUGAAUUCAUUAUCACACGGGUAUAUGGUACAUACUAGCUUAUUGAUAUACACUAUACUUAAUAGUUGUACGAAAUUGAAUGGACAUCAUAGAAUUUAUACAACUGUUUGGAUACAAUCUCUUAAAUAAUUUUCUUAAUUCUCCAUUUCUUGUAAAAACAAAUGUAAAUGAAUUUGGGUAUUGCAGUUACUCCCAAAUGUGGCAUGUACUAUCUGAUAAGAGAUAGGAUGUUGCAAAAUAAAUAAAAUAUGAAAGAAUAGGAGACAGAAUGAAUAUGAAAGAAAAUUCAGAAGCUGUAAGUUUUAAUUAUUUCUUUUGCAAGUGAAGGAGUCCUUGAGAGAGAUAAUUAUAAGCGAUUCAAAUGAAGUUUUGAUGUGCAGCUCAUUUAAUGUUUGAUUUAUGAUUUUCAUUUUUUUUUUUUUUUUCCAUCUCUUAUAAAAUGUAGAUUCACACCCUAUGGACAAUGAACUAAGAAUCAGCUUCGCCUCGUCAAUCAAACGCAUAGAGUAACAAAAUCAUGGUAACUUAUUUUGUUUAUGAUCACAUUGCAGGGUAAGGCAGCCACACCAACCAUGCAUCCUAACUGACUAGGAUUAAUCUGCAAUUAUAAGGUGGCCCUGUAUUAUUUGAAUGAGAUAAUUAGGGAAAACCUCGUCUCAUGUUCAAGUAAUAUAGGUAACGUUUAUAAAGAGCGGAAGGCUUGUGCAUGGUUGUUGUGGCUUAUCUUCUUACUGUCCUAACCCCUUCAAUUCAGUGCUGUCCCCUUUUUCACAUGCCUAAUUUUCUUUACAUAGAAAUAGAAUUUGAGAAUUUUUUCCUUUACUAAAAUUAUGAAACAGAGCUAUUUGAUAAGCAACUGAGUCUUGUAAUAAGAUGUUACAAUAUGAACUGCACAAUGUUUCAUCCACUUUGUAAAAAUCUAUUGUACUAUUAUUUUCAUUUAAAUUUCACUAUUCAUCCUCUAAAAGAUGACAAGACUGAUAUUGAUAGUAGUUAUUAGGAGGCCAUGGAUUUUUAUUAAACCCAUCUCAGAUUCAUAAUGUUUGACUUUCGAUAAUCAAGGUGGAUAAAAUUGUUUUAUUAACUUAUAAGAUUAGUUCCUAUCAUGGCCUCUUUCUCACUCUUGAAGAAAAUCUUAUUCUAUUCUCUUGUACUAUAUUUACUAAGUUGUUCUUUGUAAUUCUUUUCUGACAAUAAAAUAUUCACG